CCGUUAUCUGCGAUAAGAUCCCCCGCAGCCCGAAAAAUUCCCCUCGAAUUUUUUCCCCUUUCUCCCUCCCACCAACACACGUCAAAACCUCUCCCAAGUUCACCAUUCAGCCUCCCUUUCCAACCCUUAACCCUCGAGUCCUUUCGCAGCUGCUGCGACAAGGCAGGGUCUCUCUCCCUGCACCCAGCAGCAUGGCCGACCCGACCGCAGCGGCCGCCCCCGUCGAGGAAGCGCCCAAGGAAGAACAGGCCACCUCCAGCAUCACCACGACGAAUACCACGGCGUCGAGCAAAAAGAAUUGGCCGGCACCGUAUUACUACGAGAAGGGGCUUCGGCGCGUCAAGCCGUACCACUUCACUUAUAAUACCUUCUGCAAGGAACGGUGGCGCAACCGCGAGCUGGUGGACAUCUUUAUUUCUGAAUUCAGGGAUCGGCCGCCGGAGUAUUACAGGCAAGCGCUUAUCGACGGCAAGGUUACCGUGGACAAGAAAGCCGUGGGCCCGCACCACGUCGUCAAGAAUGGUGAGGUCAUCUCGCACACGCUGCAUCGCCAUGAACCCCCUGUCACGGCCAACGAGAUCGGCAUCAUCCACGAAGACGACGACCUGAUGGUCAUUGAUAAGCCGGCCGGCGUGCCGGUUCACUCGGCCGGUCGGUACCACUAUAACUCGAUCAUUGAGAUCCUGCGUGCACAGUAUGGCAUCGACUGGACGCCGAGGCCCUGUAAUCGGUUGGAUCGGUUGACGUCCGGAGUGAUGUUUAUCGGGAAGCAUGCGAAGGGGGCGGAGAAGAUGGCGGGCAAGCUGAAGCAGCGCACCGUGCAGAAGGAGUACGUGGCGCGCGUGAAGGGGAAGUUCCCGGACGGCGUGGUCAUCUGUGAUCAGCCGAUCAUGUCGGUGAGCCCGAAGGUCGGGUUGAAUCGCGUUCGGGCCACCGGUAAGGAGGCGACGACGAAGUUCCGACGGUUGGCGUAUUAUCCGCCGCCGACGCAGGAGGAGCUCGCUGGCACUGCCUCGUCUGGUGGUGAUUCAGCGGAUGGCGAGCGACCCGCGACACCGCCGCCGAUGCUGUCGAACGAGACGGAGGGCUACAGCGUCGUGCAUUGCCUGCCGUUGACGGGCCGUACGCAUCAGAUCCGCGUGCAUCUGCAGUUCCUGGGCCACCCGAUCACCAACGACCCGAUCUACUCGAACCGGCGCGUGUUCGGCCCCGAGCUGGGCAAGAUGGAAGACGGCUCGGAGCGCGACGCCGAGAUCAUCGAGCGGCUAAACACGAUGGGAAAGACCGAGACGCCGGACACCGUCAGCUACAAGACGCAUUUCACCGCCGCGCCCAUGGUGCCGCCGGGCACCGACUCCUCCGUCGUCGAGAAGAUCAUGUCCAAGGAACACGAGGACGCCGUGGCCCGGUAUCACCAGCGCAAAGGGGAGCUGCUCUCCGGCGAGACCUGCGACGUCUGCGGCACCGAACUCUACACCGACCCCGGGCUGCACGACCUGGGCAUCUUCCUGCAUGCGGUGGCCUACUCGGACAACGAGGGCGAGUGGAAAUAUCGCAGUAAGAUGCCACAGUGGGGUUUGCCGCCGGCGGGUUUUGAUGGGCCGCGCGAAGUCCCCGACUGGAUUCCGGUGCCUCCUGAAGAGGAGGUGGUUAUCGGACAUGGCACGAUUCCGGAGGGAUUAGACGGCGAGGAGCCAAAUGUGCCGGCUCUAGUGAGAGGCGUGGGCUUGGUGGAUCUUUCAUCAGCGAGACAACAGCAGCAGCAGCAGCAGGCAGAGCAGGGAGUUUAAGAAUCGUAGGGAAGGGGUUUUUGAAUUUCAAGAAUUUCCCCAUCCCUCACCCACAAUCGCAGUACGCAGUAGACAAUAAUCAAAAAGCAAAACACAACCAAACAUAAGACAGCUGCCACACGCCCGCCGCGUCUACGGCCCCCCCCCUGGAGUUCCGUGUAAUACGCAGAUUUGCAAGUCAAGUAUAGGUACGAAUGGCAUGACACUUGGAGAGCUACAGAC
Aspergillus steynii IBT 23096 is the source of this 2012-nucleotide messenger RNA. Its product is annotated as pseudouridine synthase family protein. The transcript has 2 exons. The record is from RefSeq and is a predicted model, not a curated record. Gene Ontology annotation, molecular function: RNA binding; pseudouridine synthase activity. Lineage: Eukaryota; Fungi; Ascomycota; Eurotiomycetes; Eurotiales; Aspergillaceae. Gene Ontology annotation, biological process: pseudouridine synthesis. The coding region runs from base 192 to 1790 and encodes 532 amino acids.